This is a messenger RNA of Fulvia fulva, 1119 nucleotides long. RefSeq names its product Ecp2-3. The record is from RefSeq and is a predicted model, not a curated record. The transcript is spliced from 2 exons. NCBI's taxonomy places the organism in Eukaryota, Fungi, Ascomycota, Dothideomycetes, Mycosphaerellales, Mycosphaerellaceae. Bases 1 to 1119 code for a protein of 372 amino acids.
AUGAUGCUUUACCGCUCAGCAGCCGUCGUCGCCCUCCUGCCCACCUAUGGUGUGGCUACCAAGUUCCUUGCUGGUUCAGGCAAGGCGCAGGCGAUUGAUGCCUCUCAGUUGAAGCAGUUUGGCGGCGACCUUGGAAGUCCCAAUCUCGCCACCACCCUGAUGUCUGCCAUCGGCUCUGGCAACGUGCUCCCAGCUAGCAACCAAGAUUUCCCAAAGGGUGACAGCCCUCAAGGCAAUGGCAAUGCAGGCAUCGCUGAUGGGGUCAACGACUGCGGAUUCUCGACCUUUGUCCAAUUGAAUGAGGAUGAGGGCUACGCACAGGCAUCUGUCGAUGACUGCUACGCCCUCAUCGACGAAAUCGUGAAUGACCAGGAAUGGAUCAUCACCCAGGAACUCCAGACCAUUGUCGAGAACGGAACCUGUGCGUUCCAAGCUGUCGUCUCCAAGGGUCAAGGUGACGGUCUCGUUGGAGCGCUCGGCAACGCCGACAUCAUCGACCUUAUCACAGACGCCAUCAAACAACUCGGCGGGGAUGGCUACAUCGGCUGCCACGGUGGCUUUGGCAUGUACACCUCGGCCGCCGGCGCCAUGCCCUGCGACAGCCCCAACCUCUCAGACGGUGAGCAGGUCUUUGUCGACUGGUUCCUCACUUCCCCAGGCGGCAUCGCUGGUGGCGAGAGCGGUUCAAGUGAUGGCGGUGACGGCGGUUCAAGCUAUGGCGGUAAGAGCGCUUCAAGCUAUGGCGGUAAGAGCGCUUCAAGCUAUGGCGGUGACGGCGGUUCAAGCGAUGGCGGUAAGAGCGCUUCAAGCUAUGGCGGUAAGAGCGCUUCAAGCUAUGGCGGUAAGAGCGCUUCAAGCUAUGGCGGUGACGGCGGUUCAAACGAUGGCGGUGACGGCGGUUCAAGCGAUGGCGGUAAGAGCGCUUCAAGCUAUGGCGGUAAGACCGCUUCAAGCUAUGGCGGUGACGGCGGCUCAAGCGAUGGCGGUAAGAGCGCUCAAAGCUAUGGCCAUGACGGCAGUUCCAGCAAUAGCGAUGACAGCGACCGCCGUGUAGCAAGCCCUAGCUACUACGAGGACACUGCCACUGGCUACUCGGACGAGACUGCCGACGCCUACUAG